UUAUAGGUGAUAGCUUUCCGAAAUUAGAUCCGAAGAAGCAUCGUAACCUCAUAGAUACCUUUGAAGGCAAAACCCAAAAAGAGGUUAAGACCCAUGUUAUCAGAUGCUCGGUUACAACAGAAGUAGAAAAGGAGGAGUUUCGGCGCUACUUCAUAAUGUUUGUCAUGAAGGCCUUUCUCUUUGCUUCCAGUAAUAAGUAUAUUACCAAUUCAUUCAUCCCGGGCGUGAUAGAUGUGCGUAAUCCAAUGAGAUUUUUUUGGGGUAGACACAUCUAUGACUGUGUUAAGGAGGGCUUAAGGAAAUAUAAGGAAGAUGGCAUAAGGACUAUUGAUGGAUGCAUGUUUGCUCUCUUGAUACUUUACUUGCAUACGAACAAACACGGGGAUCUUAGGGGAUAUUCUGGUGGCGGUGAACCAUGGACUAAAGAAUGGACUGUUGCUGAGCUUAGAGAAGCAGUAAUGGAAGAACAAGUUCGGGAAUCGGUAUAGAUACAUAUGUACAUGUAUUUAAUUUUUUUACUAUGAACCUAGGCUUGAGAAUUAAUUAAUAUAUGUAAUAGGGUCUAAUUCGGAAGAUUGAUGAAUUACGAAAAUCCGAGAGGGAAAAGGGCAACGUCGAUGAACCACAAAAGAGAACACGUGAUAAGCGACGGGGUGCACAAGUUAGACCUCGAACUAAGGAGCGAACAAGAAAAAGGCCGAAAAAAAUUGUUGCCGAGUCAGAUGAGGAAGAAUUUCUCACUGAGACUGACGUUAGCGAUAAAGAAUUAUGUCAUGAAGAGAACCCAGGCUCAACAUCCUCAGAUAAAAUUAAUGUUCCCUUGUCUCGAUAUCGAGUGUUGAGUGGCACAAAAAACCGGCAGGAAAGGCAAGUUUAAAUGACAUUUUUCUUUAAAAUCGUAUUUAUAUUCCUUCUUUUUGUGGCUAGAUUUGUAUGAGUGCAAUUAUUCAUUAUAUUAUCUAAUAAUUGAAUGAAUUGGUGUGUAUAGUCUUGAUCUCCAAGAAGUUUUCGAUGCUAGAAUUGAAAAGUAAGUGCAUUUACUAAUUAUUGAUGUUAGAAUUUACCUAUAUGAUAUGUACACUAGU
This is a messenger RNA of Arachis ipaensis, 1085 nucleotides long. The record is from RefSeq and is a predicted model, not a curated record. NCBI's taxonomy places the organism in Eukaryota, Viridiplantae, Streptophyta, Magnoliopsida, Fabales, Fabaceae.